GCUCCUCCUUUCCUUUCUCGGCGGCAGCGGCGGCGGCGGCCGAGGAGGACCCGCCGGCGUCAGGCGAUGGACCUUCUUACUCUCUGCCCGUCGUCGGCGCCGGCAUCAUCUCCUCGUGCGUGCUCCAGCGCGAGGCAGUGCGCGCGUCCAUUAGGCCGCUCAUUAGACUGUCGUCGUUUCGCGCGGCGGUGUGACGUCACCACCCGAUCAUUGUCACCCUCGCGUUUUGAAAAAUGAAACAGACCAGCCGGUGUCGGCGGCGAGUCGCUGAAGUGAUGUGAUUUCGCCCACCGCUCUCACCACCGGCCGACUCUCACUCGCGAACGCGGAGCCCCGGUGCUUGUGUGCGGGCCCCCGCUGCCGCCCCCGGCCGUCGCCACCCACAUGCUACGCCUCACCAUGGACGACGGCUUCUCGGCGGCGGCGAACCGGCCGGCGGCCGCCGCGUGCUCGGCGGUCGCGGCCACUGACUUCAGCAUCGCCGCGAUCAUGGCCGUGCCCCGCGGGGUGCAGCCUGCUCCCCCGGCCGCCAGCCCCGCCGCAUCCCCCUCUAGCAACCUCGCGCCGCUCGAAAAAUUCGUGUUGGACGCAUCUUCGCGGCGCAAGUCGCGGUCGCGGUCUCCGGCGAGCGGCGAGGAUGGUCGCGACAGCCCCGUGGAGAUCAGCUCGUCCACGUCGGACACGGCGGACGCGAGCAAGUCGAGUAAAGCGGGCAGUGAGCCGGCCAAGUCACCGUCGCCGGUGGCCAAGGUGAAUCCACAGCUGCAAGAGCGGUGCAACUGCGAAGAACUGCAGCACGUCGUCUGCCAUCUCGAGACUAAGGAGUUGUGGGACAAGUUCCACGACCUCGGCACCGAGAUGAUCAUCACCAAGACUGGCAGGCGAAUGUUCCCCACCGUCAGGGUGUCGAUGAGCGGCUACCUGAGGCCUGACGCGAGGUACGCGGUGUUGAUGGACAUCGUUCCCGUGGAUAGCAAACGCUACCGCUACGCUUACCACCGCUCAUCGUGGCUAGUGGCGGGCAAGGCAGACCCUCCUGCGCCCCCCAGGCUCUACAUGCACCCCGAUUCACCCUUCAGCGGGGACCAACUCAGGAAGCAGGUCGUCUCGUUCGAGAAGGUCAAACUCACCAACAACGAAAUGGACAAAAACGGACAGCUGGUGCUUAAUUCAAUGCACAAAUACCAGCCACGCAUCCAUUUGGUCCGGUUAAGGUCCAACUUUUCGGACAACGCGAGCAUCCACGACCUGGAGUCGGAGUACUUCAAGACCUUCAUCUUCCCUGAAACCGUUUUCACUGCCGUGACUGCCUACCAAAAUCAGUUGAUCACGAAACUGAAGAUUGACAGCAAUCCUUUUGCCAAAGGUUUCAGAGAUUCUUCCAGGCUGACCGAAUUUGAAAGGGAGACAAUGGAGUCGAUGCUUGCCGAGCAGCACUACCUCAGGACACCGAUGCGACCUUUCUCCGAGCUUGACCUGCUGAACAACAACAGCAAUGGCCACAAUAGCGUCGUGGGGGCGGCGAACCUGAGUCUGGAGGAGAAGGCGCUGCUGGCCGCCCGCAGUCAGCUGUUCCUACGGGCGGCCGCUGUGGCCGCCUCGUCGCCGUCGUCGCCGUUCCCGGGAGCGUCCACCUCGAUGGCGGCCGGCCCCAUGCUGUACCGCCCCCGGCCGGAGGUAGCGGGCCACCUGCCACCGCUGCAGCAGCUGUGGUCCCAGUGGGCCUGUCUGGGCCCGUCGUCCCUGCUGGCGGCCCACUCGCACUUCGCGAUGGCGGCCGCCGUGUCCGCCUCGCUGUCUGGCCCCGAUGGCCUCCCGCGGCUGCCGCGGCCCGUGUAUCCGACGCACCGCUUCAGCCCCUACACCCUGCCGCCCCCGACCACCCCCAAGGACCUGUCCUCACCGCCCAACUCGUGCUCCAGCACUCCAGACAGCUGCCGGGCGGACAACAACUGUGAUGGUGCCUCUUCGUAAUCGAGAGUGACUCGUAAAUUGAAAGUGCGUUUAAGCCUCCCCUGACUUAAAACUUUUUCAGUAGUGGAUCUCAUAAUCAAGCGUUUCUACGCGGAGGAUUGGACAGCCCUCUUGCUGGAAUACACAAAUGCAUUUUAUAUGUUGACGUUUUUAUAUCAUUUCGCGUGUACAGAAAGAGCUUGCGGCACUCAAGAGAUUUUGCACAAAAGUGAAAUCUGAUAUCCAUUAUAAUCAAUACCCUCUCACAUUGAGGUAUCUGAAAAGGAAAGUGGUCUAGAAAUUAACAGGUAAUCAUCGAGUCAAUAUUGAUGAUGAUAAAUUUUAAACAUUCUUGGUUUAUCCUUUAACAUUUACGCUGAAGUCAAAUUUCAACAUGUUUUACACAUUAAUUUACUUUUUAGUAAUUUUAUGACAAUCAAGAUACGCAGACAUAUCAUAAUUUCUGAUUAAAAAAAUAUGCUUUGUAACACUUUCCAUUUCAGUUACUGAAUUGAAAUCGGUCUUCAUCUUAGAUUUUGCGAAUAAAUAUAUCGCACGUCAUGUGCAAUUAUUCAUGUUUCUCACUGUGGUCACAAAAUAAAUUAUUGUAUCAAACGAAUUACUUGA
This is a messenger RNA of Cloeon dipterum, 2580 nucleotides long. RefSeq names its product T-box transcription factor TBX20-like. NCBI's taxonomy places the organism in Eukaryota, Metazoa, Arthropoda, Insecta, Ephemeroptera, Baetidae. Gene Ontology annotation, biological process: cell fate specification; heart development; regulation of transcription by RNA polymerase II. The record is from RefSeq and is a predicted model, not a curated record. Gene Ontology annotation, cellular component: nucleus. Bases 385 to 1974 code for a protein of 529 amino acids. The transcript has 6 exons. Gene Ontology annotation, molecular function: DNA-binding transcription factor activity, RNA polymerase II-specific; RNA polymerase II cis-regulatory region sequence-specific DNA binding.